Messenger RNA from Spodoptera littoralis (African cotton leafworm), 957 nucleotides. Lineage: Eukaryota; Metazoa; Arthropoda; Insecta; Lepidoptera; Noctuidae. The record is from the annotation of a GenBank genome assembly.
AUGUCUACAAUGAAGAACCCUACUUCGUCGUCUUCUAAGGCAUUGUUUAGCCACAUCAAGUACGAGCACCUGGUAGCUGGUAUAUCAGGUGGCGUGACUUCCACACUCAUAUUGCACCCUUUGGAUUUAAUUAAAAUUAGAUUUGCUGUUAACGACGGCAGGACCGCAACAGUUCCUAGGUACGAUGGGCUCGGGAGUGCAUUUGUCACUAUUGUUAAGAAGGAGGGAGUGAAAGGACUGUAUAGAGGCGUCACACCUAACGUUUGGGGAUCAGGCUCCGCAUGGGGCUUCUACUUUUUAUUUUAUAACGCAAUAAAAACAUGGAUCCAAGGUGGGAAUGCGCGUACACCGCUCGGUCCUGGCCUGCACAUGCUGGCUGCGGCAGAAGCUGGAGUACUGUCCCUUGUGAUGACCAACCCCAUAUGGGUGGUGAAGACCCGUCUCUGUCUUCAGUACAGCGGGGAACAUCUGGCUGAGCACAAACGGUACAAGGGCAUGAUCGAUGGCCUCAUGAAGAUCUACAGGACCGAAGGGAUCCGGGGACUAUACAGAGGCUUCGUUCCCGGUAUGUUUGGCGUGUCUCAUGGUGCGCUGCAGUUCAUGACGUACGAAGAGAUGAAGAAUAGGUACAACCAGUACAGGAAUCUGCCGAUUGACAUCAAAUUGACGUCAGUGGAGUACCUAACGUUCGCUGCGAUCUCUAAGCUGAUAGCCGCGGGCGCGACAUACCCGUACCAAGUGGUGCGUGCGCGCCUACAGGACCAGCACCGCAGCUACGACGGCGCCUGGCACUGCAUCAACGAGACAUGGAGACAUGAAGGCUGGCGUGGUUUCUACAAGGGGCUCAAGCCGAGUAUAGUUCGUGUAUUACCAGCCACGAUGGUAACCUUCUUAACUUAUGAGAAUGUAUCGCAUUAUAUGCUAAAUAGGUCGCGCGAAGUAACGCUGUCUACAUAA